UGCGGCGUUCCACACUGAUUCUCAUUACUGCUGUAAUGGUCUUGUAUGUUUUAGUGGUUGUGGCAGGAUGCAAGGGAAAACCUGGGAGUCCAAAAUGUGUAGGGCAACCGGAUGGCGGUAAUAAUCGCAAAAGAAAGUGCAAAAAAUCGGCCAAUAACGAUAUGUGGAAUUAUAAUCCGGUGACCAAAAACUGCACCAAAAUUAAUUACCUUGGAUGCGGCGGUAAUGACAAUCGUUGGUGCACAAAAGUUUUAUGUGAGGGCUGCCGAUCAAGAUGAAAUAAAUAAAAUAAAAUAAUAAAACAAUAUUUCCAUUUAAUUAUUUUUCUG
Messenger RNA from Drosophila elegans, 329 nucleotides. RefSeq names its product kunitz-type serine protease inhibitor homolog beta-bungarotoxin B5-B chain. Lineage: Eukaryota; Metazoa; Arthropoda; Insecta; Diptera; Drosophilidae. The transcript is spliced from 2 exons. The record is from RefSeq and is a predicted model, not a curated record. Bases 36 to 278 code for a protein of 80 amino acids. Gene Ontology annotation, molecular function: serine-type endopeptidase inhibitor activity.